AUGCUUUCACGACUAUCACCCAAAUUGAGCCAGUCUAUUGGUUCCUCUAGUGCCCAUAAUGCUGCAGCCGCUGCAAUCCGCACACACAAGAUCCCAGGAAAAAGAGAACCACAAGCCAAGUAUGGAGGUCGUCACACUGUAACACUAUUGCCUGGUGACGGUAUCGGUCCUGAAAUGCUUUUACAUAUACGAAGAAUCUUCGGAUUUUCAAAUGCUCCCAUCAACUUCGAAGAAGUGACACUCAGUUCUAAUUUAGAGUUGGGAGAUAUGGAUGCAGCUAUGAUGGCUAUAGAACGAAAUGGAGUAGCCCUGAAAGGUAACAUAGAGACGAAGCAUGAUAAUCCCAUAUUCAAAUCUCGUAACGUUGAAUUACGUUCUCGUCUUGACUUGUAUGCUAACAUUCUACACUGCGUAACCAUACCUACAGUGCCCAGUAGACAUAAGGACAUAGAUAUUGUACUGAUCCGUGAGAACACUGAAGGAGAAUAUUCAGGUUUGGAGCACGAAAGCAUUCCUGGAGUCGUUGAGAGUAUAAAGAUUGUUACUCGUGACAAAAUUGAAAGGAUUGCCAGAAUGGCAUUCGAGUAUGCUCUGCUUAACAACCGUAAAAAAGUUACAGCUGUUCACAAGGCUAAUAUUCAAAAACUGGGAGAUGGGCUUUUCUUGCAGGUUGUCCGAGAUAUGGCAAAAGCUGAAUACCCAUCUAUCGAGUUUGAAUCCAUGAUAGUUGACAAUGCCUCUAUGCAACUGGUAUCGAAACCACAGCAAUUCGAUAUCAUGGUCAUGCCGAAUCUGUAUGGAAACAUCAUUUCUAAUAUUGCCUGUGGGCUAGUCGGUGGACCUGGCUUAGUUUCUGGCAUGAACUUGGGAGUGAAAUAUGCUGUUUUCGAAACAGGGACGAGAAAUACAGGAACAUCAUUAGCUGGCAAAGACUUAGCAAAUCCUACAGCAUUCAUACGAGCAAGUGUAGAUAUGCUGAGAUAUUUGGGUUGCCACUAUCAUGCCAAUUUAAUUUCUGAUGCUUUAUGGAUGUCUCUGGUAACCCAGCAAGUUCAUACGAGCGACGUAGGCGGAACAGCUAAGACAAGCGAACUCAUCGACACUACUCUUAGGAACAUCGAGCAGCUUAUGCAAGAUCCUACGAGGAAAUAA
Messenger RNA from Auanema sp. JU1783, 1152 nucleotides. Lineage: Eukaryota; Metazoa; Nematoda; Chromadorea; Rhabditida; Rhabditidae. The record is from the annotation of a GenBank genome assembly.